UCACACAAACCGAAUAGACGAAGCUCAACCACGUGUGGUUUCCCUGCAGACUGCGUGUAGUGACCGGCCGACAGAGAUCCGUCUGAAAAUCACCUCACAAGUAUCGAUUAUUGACUCUGAUCAGACUGUUCGAUCAGAAAUGACCAAAGUGAAGAAGGAGAAGGUGUCGGCGGACGGAGAGGAGGCCGCCGCCGCCGCUGCUGCCGCCGGCGGGAACGAGAAGUCUUACCAGGAGCUGAUCGCUAACGUGAACCCGAUCGCUCAGCCGCUGGCCUCCAAAAAACUCAGCAAGAAACUUUACAAAUGCGUCAAGAAAGCUGCCAAAGUGAAGAACAUCCGACGUGGAGUGAAAGAAGUUCAGAAGUUCAUCAACAAAGGAGAGAAAGGUAUCGUGGUGUUGGCCGGCGACACACUGCCCAUCGACGUCUACUGCCACCUGCCGAUCAUGUGUGAGGACAGAAACCUGCCAUAUGCCUACAUCCCGUCUAAAGUGGAUCUGGGUUCGUCUGCAGGAUCCAAGAGGCCGACCUGCGUGAUCCUGAUCAAACCUCAUGAGGAUUAUCAGGACGCCUACGACGAGUGCAUGGAGGAGGUGUCCCACCUGCCCAAACCGCUCUGAGACACGCCAGCCAAUCAGGGAGCAGCUCUGAGGUCACUGCCACAGUUUAAAGGAGCAGUCCGGCGUUUUAGAAAAUCCUCUUGUUCCUCAUCAGAAACUCUGACUUGUUUCUAAUGAAUUAAAAAAACAGAUAUGUUGCAGGGAGGCUAACCGUUUGCCUCCGCUUCCAGUCUUUGUGCUAAGCUAGGCUAGGCUAGGUCGUGGAGGAGCGAGAACAAGAGGGUUUAAAAUAAACUUGUUUUUGUUUUCGUGUGUAAAUAAGCAGAGUGGCUGUUGAGGACGAUGAAUGAAUGAAUGAAUGUCAAAGACAGAAAAUAACAAUAACGUGUCGUCGCAUUUUCUGUUUUGAAACGUGAGAAAAACUUUUCUACAACUGUACUUUGAUUAAUUUGACUUUUUUUUCUCCUUUAGCAGUAAAUCUGCUGUUGUGUUUUGUUGUUUCUGCUGUUUAACGUGUUUAGUUUUAAUUAAAUAUAAAGGCGACUGUAUCAGCCGAGGUUUCCUAUAAAUAUUUGUCCAAAGUUUAAAGAAAUUACUUUGAACUUUGACUCAAGUUUUUUCUUUUUUUAAUUAAAGAAACAUGAAAAGAAA
This is a messenger RNA of Lates calcarifer (barramundi perch), 1210 nucleotides long. RefSeq names its product NHP2 ribonucleoprotein homolog (yeast) (gene nhp2). Gene Ontology annotation, biological process: snRNA pseudouridine synthesis; rRNA pseudouridine synthesis. The coding region runs from base 140 to 619 and encodes 159 amino acids. Gene Ontology annotation, molecular function: box H/ACA snoRNA binding. The transcript has 4 exons. Gene Ontology annotation, cellular component: nucleolus; box H/ACA snoRNP complex. The record is from RefSeq and is a predicted model, not a curated record. NCBI's taxonomy places the organism in Eukaryota, Metazoa, Chordata, Actinopteri, Centropomidae.